UUAGCAGCUCAGCCGUCCACAGCAGCCUGAUGUCUCAGUCGGUGGGCGAGGAGGAGGGAAGGGGCUGCUGCUGAAAAACGGGCUGCGCAUUUCUCCCGCGGGCUUUUUAUAUCGACCGACUUGACAACAUCCUCCUCCCGACGAUGCUCGACGCAGAUGUUGCAGCACGGAGCGGGUCUGCCGGAGGAGCGCGGUGCUUUGCGUCGCCCUGCAUGUGCAUUUUAACGCAGUUAUCCAUCCUCGUCGUCAUCUAAUCAAACGGCGUCACAUGCAGCUGAAAAGCUCUUUAACGGAUCAGAUCAAAUGUCUCUGGGUGAAUGCAGCAGCCCACAGGAUUUGGUACAACACCGGAGGCCAGCAUGCCUGGAUCACAGGACGUUUCUAUAACGAAUACGAAACAAAGUUAUUAGAUUUUGUCUCUUAACAUAAAUUCAAAGACUCAGCCAUGGGAGACGAGAGCAGCCUGUCCCGGCAGGUAGAGAGUGUGGAGAGGAGCGUGGUCUUCUUAAGACAGGAGCACCUCACUUUACUCCACGGCCUCCACCUGGAGAUCCUCUCCCUGCAGAAACGAUGCUCAGAGUUGACAAGUGAGCUGAAGGUGAAGCCUCCAGGCAGAAGCCAAAUAGAGUUACAGGAGGAAGAGGAGCUCCUGGAUGUCCAAUGUCGGCAUGUGGAAAACCGUCUAGCCGAGCGGGAAUGCACCUUAGGAGAGCUUCGUACGGAGCUGAGUCAUAAAGGGGUUUUGGUGGGAGCCCUCAGAGCAAAUCUCAAGGAAAAGGAGCGCCAUUUCCUGGAGGAGCUUAAACGCCGUAGCCACUGCUCAACCAUCCUCAACACAGAGCUGCAGAAACAAACAGAGGCAGCAGCGUAUCUCUCCUUCCAGCUGCAUGCUGCCAGGCAGAAACUACACCACCAGCGGAUGCAGCAGAGGCAGGGACUCCUCAGCAGAGCCAACAGCCAGGGGGCCCAGUAUGGUGCCGAGCAGAACUCCUUUUCAUCCCCGCUGAUGCCGUCAGGAGCCUCCCCUUCGUCUCCUGUGGUCAAACCCAAACGUAGGAGUGCAAGGGCAUCUUCGAGGGUGGAGCGUGCUCGCGAGUGUGUCCCCAUUGAGAAAGUGAUGGGCCCCGCAGAGCCCACAGCCAUGCCCGACCCUGCACUUUUCCUCCACCCUCGAAGGCACAGGGCUCGCUCCCGGCACACUGUGGCACAGAGACAACCUCCACUGGGCCUGGAGAGGGAGGAUGAGGAGGAAGGAGGAGGGGAGGGGCCAGUAGAGCCCCAGGAAGAAACCGUCAGACUGGUUUGUUCAGCUGCAGCGCCCCCUGCUGCUGAAACAAAGGCAGAUUAGCAACAACUGUGACCUGGGCCUCUGACUCCAGCUUGAUUACUGAUUAUCCUCUGUCGGACUGUUUCUGCUGUUUACUGUUCUCCUGCACCUUGACUGAACUGAGACUGGUUUUAGCUUUUAAAUUAUAUUACACUUAUAGUGGACACUUUUUAAAAUGUGGACUUUCAUAUAACCUUAAAUUACUUUGAAACAAAACUCAGUAAAUGUCACUUUAAGUCAGUCUUAAAUGAAGUUGGAUUAACUAUCUGUUUACACUGGUGUCACAUUCUCAGUAUACUGUGGGGCCUUAUUUCAAAGCAACCCCUUUCACAUGUGUUGGGAUGGUGAGCUUGAAAGAAAAGUAGCAGCCAUUUUAUUUCCAGUCCUGUUGUGUGGCCCACCCAACUGUGACCCUUCAAGGCCGACCGUAAAUCAACCAUGUGACCAAAUGUUUGCGUGUUGGCCCCUGAGGGAGGCACAGCUGCAAAUAACUGAAAUGGGCGUGCAAUUCUUUGUUUGUCCUCCAUGUGAAAAAAAAUACUCAUUUAAAUGAAGUGAGUUCCCAUUUUGUUCAAACAACAUCAGACAGACCAGUUAUUAUUGUUUGAUUUAUCAUUUAUAGGAAAGCACAUCCCCACGCACGUUUGUAUUAUAUUUUAUAACAACUCUUUAUUUGGUUGAAGGUGCACAUGACAAAAAGGAAUUUUAACUUAGAAAUAAUUCUGUUGUUUUGUUUAAACCCCGAUUGACUGUUUCACGAAACAGAAUCAGUUAUAUCUGCAACAGCUUAUCAUAUAUAUGAUAUAUGACACCAAUAGCAAAAAGCAAUACUUCUGGAAACACGAUUUGAGGGGAAAUUGUAUUUGACACUCAACCUCAUUAUAAUCUGUGUACAAGGUAUAGAUUGCAGGUAAAUGUAGCAACAAUAGCAUCAGCUUGCUAGCCAUAAGUUCAAGUUACUUCAGGAAAAUUUAAAUAUUGACUUUAAAGUCUUAAUUCUACAACUUUUUUUCGGUAUGUUAUACUUUAUAGAAAUACACUCAAUCGCAUUGUCGUAUACAUACAAAUGACUCUAGAGUGAUUGCGAUCUAAUUUUUCAUUAAUCAAACAUCUGUAAAAGAGGAACAGCUUUUUCUUGAAAGACUUUUAUAAACACCAGUAUUAACUAGAGGACAGAUCAGUUUUGGCGAAUGGAAAAAAACCAGAAUAUUUAACAUUUUUCUUCCUACCACAAGAUACACUCUGACGCACACAUGUGCUGCUAUCAAUCUGCUUAGGCCACUUUAGGUGAUAAUAAGUUCUGACUCAUUCAACCAUGUGUCACUCUCAGGUGAGGUUUGUGUACUAAACAACACGCACAACCAGAAGGCUACUACUACUUCAAGUUUGUGUUUGAAGAUGCUGUGAUGGGGUUUCUUUUCACCUCAGGAAAAAAAAAUGGACAAAAAAACAGAACAAGACUGGAGUUUUUUUUUUUUUGUUUUUUUUUUCCUUUUAACUGAAGCAGGAUCUGAUCUGUUUGAAAAGAUCCUCGAAAUAGAGGUGUCAAACAUCACACUGGGACAGAGACUGUGUACUGUCAAUGACAGGAUGGCAGGCUCAGCAGAUAGCUGUUGAAGCGUGUGUGUGUGUGUGUGUGUAGUAGGUGUGUGUGUUAUGAAAACACAAGCUCAUGGUGGCCUCUAGUGUAACAAGGAGCAAAUGGCACCUUUGAAAAAAGUGGGUAACACUUUAACAGACUAUAUAUUUUUCAAGGUAUACAAUGCUUUUAUGUUACUGCUGACAUGUCUUAGAGCUGAUUAGGGUUAAUUUUUCCAUGAAGUCCUUUUGCAAUGAAUGCCUUAUGACAGAGGAGCUGAGACUCAGAUAUGACGUUUGGAAACUGAAGAGAGAUUUCUUUACCCCAGUGUUGUGUCCUUUUUUGUUUUACUUUUAAAAGACUCACUGGGAUUCAAACUGCAGUGUGUGUUAAGUUGUGUCACAGUCUGUCUAUACGUGAGCCAUGACGUAUCUCAGCAUCAGUGACUGCAGUCUCUGGAACGAGCCUUCCUGUAAGACUGAAUUGAAGUACCACAAGUUGCUGUUGUUAUGUUUCAGUAGUAUAUCUUUAAUAAGCAAUAUAUCGGUAUAUUUAAAUAUUGUUAGGAGGUAACUUUAAGGUGGUUGAAGAACAUCCUAGGUGUUAUUUUAUGAUUGUUUAAUUUUGUAUUUUAUAACUGUUAAGCUCUGUAUGUUUUACUUAAUAUUUUUCUGAAUUAUUUAUUGAGUUGUUUUGUUUUGUUUUGCAAAGUUCUGUUGAUUGUCUACUGAAUUGUCACCUGAUUAAUGAUGUUGCAUUUUAUAGGAGUGACAUCCUUACAUUACAGUAAGCGUUCAGUGACAUGCUGCAUGUGAAGCAGCAUUGAGCUGGUGAGUGUAUUAUAACUAUAAUAUCAAGUAAGACUGGCGGGAUGAAAAUGAAACUGAACACUUUUUUUCUUUUUGAGCCAAAAAUGCAAAUGUGAAAAGUGUUUUCAUUCCUCUCUCAGCUGGUAAGCCAUUAGCAUGACAGUGUGCACUAUUAUAGGGGAGAGAAGGGGAUAAAAGAAUAAAGCAGUUUUGAAGAAAACUUUUUUUUUUCCCCACCAGGAAUCCUGAGCUUAGACUGUUAGACUUCAUGACUUCAUUACCGAUGGAUUUAAUCCAAAUGACGCGCAAGCUAGUUUAGACUCUUCAUUUACCUUUCAUAAUUCAAUCCUGCAUACCACAUUGACGCCUCAUAUCAUAUUCAAGAGUAACUUAAAACGGGUGUUGUGUUACUUGGAUAGAUAAUCAAUGCUGUAUGCAUCUUUGUAUGAGACAUGUUUGCCUGCUUACGAGCCAAAGAGGCCCGCCACUGAAAUUACCAUGAAGACAAAUAGUGUGGUGUUGUAUUGAAGAUGUCUUAUAAUGAAAAUGUGUUCUUUAAAAGAGAAAAUCUUAACCACUUGAUAUGUCUUUUCUACUUUUCAGAGCAACCACAUAAAAUCAAGCAUCACUUAUAGACCCAUUCCCACAGAGAAUGUCUUCCAUCUUCCUUGACACCAAAAUAAUAACCCCAAUACUCUUAAUGAUAACAAAUAUCAGCAGCAGCGUCUGGUCUCUUUCAUGAGAUCAUAAAUGUUAAUUUUGCAUCUUAGAGACAUUUCAGUGGUCUGUAUGUGGCACCAUGAAGCAUCUUGUUCGACAUGUUGUCUCUAGCAAUAAUGCUGUGUGGUAGCUGACUUAAUGCUCUGGGUUGUCGUACACUUUGAUGAGCAAAAGCUAUUGACUUAUUACCGCAUAUACUGUGUAAGCUUCCUAUAGUGAUCUACUGUACACAUAAUUGGAAUAAAAUGAAGGAUUGUCUUAA
Messenger RNA from Labrus mixtus (cuckoo wrasse), 4697 nucleotides. It is a transcript of the gene ccdc92ba, whose product is annotated as coiled-coil domain containing 92Ba. NCBI's taxonomy places the organism in Eukaryota, Metazoa, Chordata, Actinopteri, Labriformes, Labridae. The coding region runs from base 446 to 1348 and encodes 300 amino acids. The record is from RefSeq and is a predicted model, not a curated record. The transcript has 4 exons.